UGGGGGACACGUGGCCCUAGUUUCCAUGUACCUGGAGAGAAGUGUUAUAUAUGCAAGUCUUUGUGGCAGCCACCAUCGUUAACCUUAACACACACAGCACCAACACCAACACUCCUCCAUCUUCAUCUUCAAAACCACACUCUUUCAACACUCUCCACUGUUGCAUGAUCCAGCAUCAAUGGCCUCGGCAUGUGUGAACAACCUCCCAGAGCCCUUCCUCCCAUGGCUCCCCACAACCUCCCCUGACCCAGACGACUUCGAGUUCCCCCUUGACCCACCUGCCACCAUGCUCCCCGCCGACCAGCUCUUCUCCGACGGGAAACUCCUCCCCCUCCACCUCAAACCCCCUACCCCCAAAUCACCAUCCUACACCGCCGCCGCCAUCACCACCACCACCUCCACCUCCACCACUGACCCUUACCUCUUCUCCCCAAAAGCUCCCCGCUGCUCCUCCCGCUGGAAAGACCUCCUCGGCCUCAAGAAACUCUACCCCACCACCACCACCUCCAAAACCCAACCUUCCACGAAAUCCCUCAAAAACCUCCUCCACCACCGCACCACCCCCAAAUCCACCUCCGAAAACGCCCCCUUACUCUCCGACUCCGAAUCCCUCUCCCUCUCCUCGCGCCUCUCCCUCUCCUCCUCCUCCUCCUCCCACGACCACGACGACCUCCCUCGCCUCUCCCUCGACUCCGAAAAACCAAACCCUAACCCUAACAUUUCAAUCCACCGAAACCCUAACCCUAACCAUACAUCUAACCCUAACCCUAACCCUAACCCUAGAAUCCGCCUGGUGAAGCCCCGCGCCGCGUCCUUCGACUCAAACAAGUCCCAAUCGGACCUCCCCGCGCGCCCGGGGCGGAGCCCGAUCCGGCGGGACUCCGACGCGGUGGUGUCGAGGGGAGUGUCCGUGGACAGCCCGAGGAUGAACUCCUCCGGGAAGAUCGUGUUCCAGAGCCUGGAACGGAGCUCGAGCAGCCCCAGCACGUUCAACGGCGGGCCGCGGUUCAAGCACCGCGGAAUGGAGCGGUCGUAUUCGGCGAACGUUAGGGUUACGCCGGUUCUGAACGUUCCGGUUUGUUCCCUGAAAACCGGUUCGGUUUUCGGGUUCGGACAACUCUUCUCGUCGCCGCAGAAGAGAGAGAACAAGGGGCACCAGAGUGGGAGGACUCGGAAUUGACGGGAAUGCCCCUGUUUAAAAAGGGUAACCAGUAACACAACCGAUUCACUACCCCCUUUUUUUUUUUUUUACCUUUUUUUGCCACUCUGUUGUCUAAUCUCGGAAUGGAAAUAUUGCAGGAGAAGUUGUUUGGGGUUGGGGGGUGGUUGAUUUUAUUUCAUUUUCUUGACUUUUUUUUUAUUUUAAAUUAAUGUAAAUACGCGAGGUGGGCUGGGCUGGGCUCUGUUGUUGUGAUGAAAAAUGGAAUCAUGAAAAUGAUGGUAAAGAAGAGAUCCAUUUACUGUUUAACAUUUUCUUCAUUUAGUUUUUUAUUUUUAUUUAAUAAUGGAGAAAUGGAUUUCUUUUUGCUAGUGAAAUAUUUCGAGAUCUGUGGAGGGAACAUGUUGAGUUUAUCUAAGUUUUCUUAUUC
This is a messenger RNA of Cajanus cajan (pigeon pea), 1589 nucleotides long. RefSeq lists its product as uncharacterized. NCBI's taxonomy places the organism in Eukaryota, Viridiplantae, Streptophyta, Magnoliopsida, Fabales, Fabaceae. The record is from RefSeq and is a predicted model, not a curated record.